Penaeus indicus is the source of this 1791-nucleotide messenger RNA. RefSeq lists its product as uncharacterized. The transcript is spliced from 2 exons. NCBI's taxonomy places the organism in Eukaryota, Metazoa, Arthropoda, Malacostraca, Decapoda, Penaeidae. Gene Ontology annotation, molecular function: DNA-binding transcription factor activity. The record is from RefSeq and is a predicted model, not a curated record. Gene Ontology annotation, biological process: regulation of DNA-templated transcription. The coding region runs from base 1 to 1791 and encodes 596 amino acids.
AUGGGCACCCGCGACCCCCCGGUGGACUUCGAUCCCUGCCAUACCGGUCAGUAUCCUCAGUCAAUCAACCAGCACCGAUCCUCCGAAGCAGAUCAGCAGCACCAAAGUCCUGCAGCAGGUCAGCAGCACCAAACCCCAGCGGCAGGGCAGCACCAGCCAUCCCCUGCUGCAGGGGUCCAGCAUCAGCUGCCUGAAGACAGCCAAAAUCGCCAGCUGUCUGCACUAGAUCUUCUGCAACAGCCUCCUGCCGUAAGUCCCCGGCGCCAGGUUGCUCUCCUGGACGAGAAGGACAGGCCUCUAUCAGCAGGGUUCGAUUAUCACUCCUUCGGACUGAGACAGCAACAGGUCCCUGUAGUAGGACAUCAGCAGCAAUCUGUUGGACACCAGCAUCCAGCACGGGAUGCGACGGGACAACACCAUUAUCAGUUUACUGUAACUCAGCAUCACCAGCCUCCUUGUCCAGAGCAGCGCCAAACACUCGCGACAGGUCACCACCAACAGACCUUUGCUACAGGUCACUAUCAUCAACUCGCUGGAGCAGGACAGCAUUACUCCUCCACAGUUGGUCAGCAGUACCAAACAGCUGAAGCAGGACAACAACAGCCAUCAGUAGCAGGUCAGCAGCACCCUUCAUUUAAGGAAGGACAGCGCCAACCUCCCUCAGCGGGACAGCAGCACCUUCAGCCUGUGGCGUCGCAAGUCCCAUCGGCCGGAAUAGCUUCUCAGCAUCGACAACCUGCAGAAGGCCAUCACUAUCGACUUCCGGCACAAAGCCACUCACGUCUUCCUCCUGUCGUGGCUCAGCCUCACCGAGCUCCCGUAUUACGUCAUCAGCUUCCCGUAGGAGGCCAUCCGCAUCCCCCUUCUGCGGCAAGUUAUCCUCACCCUGUCGCCAUGCAGGGCCGCUUUCAGCAGACAGCCGCGGCCGCCUUUCAGUACUUGAGGCCGACAGCGACACCCCAGCCCCGCCCCUUGUCAGCACCACCUCAACAGCAUCCUCCGCCCUCAGGCUUUAAUCCCAACCCCAGUGCUAUGCUUCAACCUCAGCCAUUCUUCAGCCCCGUGAUGCCCCUGCCGACCCCGGGGAAGCCGUACCCGCGCGGAGAGCCCGUCUACAGGAGCCCCUCUCCGUACAGAAGUCCGGAUGCCACAGGGCUCUCGAAGGAGGGCCUCGCGGUAGGACGGAAUGGGACUCGCGGGACAGGCGGCGCCGCGACGUCCGUUUUUACAGGAACAUCACUGCUGCGAAUCGCACCCGAAGACGACACGCUGGGUCUGGGUCUAAUCAACCCGAACGAGCUGACGGCCGCCCACCUCCGCCCGCUGACGCCCGGCGACUCGCACCUCCAGGCUCCGUAUCGUCCCCCGGCCUCUGCCUCCGGCGUGUGUCAGCCUCCGCCUCCUCAUCCUCCAAGCUAUUCCUCCAACCAGCCUUCCCCGCUCGGAUACUCGCCCAGCCAGUAUCACCCUCCCUUGAGCUAUCCCUCGAGCCUAUCCCCUUUUCGCUUCAGCGCCACCCCGCCCCUGGACCCGCUGGCUAGCCCGAGGCCCGCGGACUCCGGCAGGCAGAAGGGCGCCCUGCUCAAGCCCACAGACUCGGCCAAGUACCGGGUCAUUCGUGAGCAGAACAACGCGGCCUCCCGCAGGUAUCGUGAGGCCCAGAGGGGGCAGAGGCACCUUCAGGAGGAAAACCUGACCAGGCUUCUGAAGGAGAACCAGGAACUCAGAGCUCGAGUCACGGACCUGGAGAAGCUGAGGAACGUCUUCAAAGACAUCCUCGAUUCCUUAUAA